AUGCCUGAUGCUUCCCCCACGGGCGCGAUUCGUGCUGCCGCUGCUGCCGCAGCCGCGGUGAGAGACGACCUGGCGGCUAAGGAGAAGUACUCCAAGACUCGUCGCAAGGGGCUGAUACAUAACAGCGAUGAUGAGAACAUGAGGCGGAAAAAUGGAACACCACAGUCAAAGUCGAUGGGUGAUAUGGAGAGAAAUCACCCGCGACCACUGAUUCCUGGACGUCUAACCAGGGAACACAUGGACAGCAGAAAUGUGCCUGCAGGGGGCUUUGCUGGGGCCGUUCACCGUGACAGCCGGGAUGCAGAACAAGCCGGAGGAGAAAGUAUGAGCGGAAGACCAGAGACGAGGAGGAAGGACAAUGAGCCACUGAACAAGGUGUUACUCUGUAGCGUUGCUGUCUACUGGAACAGCGGAGAAAGGCGAUUGAUCAGUGCAGAGCCGAAUGCGAUCGAACUGCUUUACGUUAUAGCGGCACCUGUCUGGUCGUCGCCGCCGGUCAGUGCAGCGCGAAGCGCCGCUGCGGACGCCGAAGCUCUCGCCGCAGAACUCGCUGCAGCGGCUGCAACGGGAAGGGACACCGAAGGGCGAGAAGGCGCACGAGGGUUGCUGUUGCAGCCCCCUCCUGAAUCGCCGUUGCCAGUCUGCACCAGCAUCGAGUUAGGCGGAAGCGAGGGUGCGGCAGACCGCGCACGACAAAAGGUUGUCUACGCUCCCUUGUCGCGUGCUAAGCUGAGGCGGGGUCGGAAGGAAGACCGCGGCUUAGAGGGAUGCCGGUGGUUGCUACAUCUCUCCUUUUUUGAAUUUUCGGUCGUAAUGCAACGAAGACAGGGCCCAUCAUCUAGCUUAGAACUUCGAGUCGAUGGCCAUGUUGAGCCAGUGAUUUUCCACGUGGAUAGGGAUACACUUGGAGACAUUCGGUCGCUGCACAUGCAUUUGCAAGGAUUCGAAUUUUUCAAGACAUCCGUACUGGUGGCUCCCACCCUUUUCCGCCCUCUGCGCGAACGGUACAAAAUCGAGACGACUGACAGGUUCAUUUCUCAACAGGCUGACAUCGGUGGCGCAGCAAGCAGCGAGCUGAAUCCGGACGAACCACGUCGCCCAGUGUCACUGAAGGUUUUUCCGUCUGCUGAAAAGAGGUGCCUUUCGUCUCCGUCGAAUUCUGGAGAGGACGACUUCAAGGCGCUUGCAUCUGGGCGCGUCGGUUCACUCCCUGCCCCGGAAACUGACACCGCAGUGUCCCCAGACGAUCCCCACCCCUUCCAUCGAGCGCUGGUUGCGCGUCAGCGGUGGAAAUUUGCCGUAACCGCCGUGUGCUGGCUGCGGCACCUCCAGCGACUAGGCUCCUCAGUCCAGUCUCUGUUUAGCCUACCUGUGCUCACGAUUCUCAAGCAACAACGCGCUUACAUCGAGUUGCGGUGUAGGUAUCGCUGUGAGGUAUCGAAGGCGCAACAAGCCCGUGCUAAAGCGUCAAUGCUUUGGAGAGCGUACAGAUUUUCUUCAAGCGGUGUGUCGCCAGAAGAAGAUCUCGCUCGAGAGCUCCGCCGGAUGGAAGACGAGGACUUGCUUUAUAUUCCGAUAGAGCUGGUUAUGCUGUGGUGCCGCCAGGCAGUGCUGGACCCCGGCUUACCCCCGUAUGAUCUCUUUCUUCUUCACAGGCAUCCGCGUGGUACAUAUGAUGAGAUGGAUACGGAUUCGGAGGAUUAUAAACGCCAUAUCGUGACGUGGGAUGCACAAGCCUCUACCGUGGAGGAGAAGAGCGUCACGGGUUCAGUGAGGAUGGGGGAGACUGGACGCCAUGGCGUGUCUUUUGCUCCUGACCAUCUGUAUUCAGAAGCCACGCACUCCUCUAUCUAUGCUAACCCUGCUAAUGCGACGCUCGGAUUUGCUGAUACUGCUGCAUAUGGCCUUCCUCCUUUGUCUGUAUCUCCUUUUACAUUAUCAUUCUCUUUGCUUCCCCGGCGGAUCCGCCAAAUGGUCCACAACGCGUUUCCUGGAGAAGGACUGGAUACUGAUGGCAAUGUUCAGAGCCUCCCCUCCAGUUCACAGCUCUUUCCUGACCUUCCGUGGAUGAUGUAUGGUCGGCAUGACUCAAGCCAGCGUUCAGCUCCUCCACCUCGCUUCACUCCGUGGAGCACUUCUCGCCCGCGGGGGGGCCAUCGCCAGCCGCCACCGACUGGAGGUCGGUAUAGGUGUGCAGAGGCAGCUGAUGGACGGCCGCUCCCAGCACCAGGUCCUUCCUCUUCUGAUGGAACCGCGCGUGUGCGUCUGGGUGGCAGAGGCUUCAGGCAGGGAGUCCGUCAGUGGGUGUUUGGGCCGCAUUCAGCAGACCGGGGCGGUGGCCUUGCAGCUCAAACACAAGUCAGUAAUCAAGGCGAAGUUUGGAUGAAUCAUCAGCCCGGUAGCUUCCCCGUUCCGCACCAGCCUGCGGAGGAUGUGCUAGCAGGUUGUGGACCGCCGCGGGUGGCUGUUGACAGUGAAAUGCUAGACUCGCAUUCGUAUGUUAAUCCGACAGUGGCAACGGGGGGGCUCCAGGGUCGUUUCGAGAAUCAAAGUCAAGAAGGUCUAGCGGAGAGUCAACUACUGAGUUCGCUGCCGCCGCACAGUGCCUUGCUCACGCGGCCGUUGCAGGGCGUACUCCAAAGCGUUCAUCCAUAUGCCAUCGCCCCAGACUAUCCGUGGGAAGAGGGACAGCAACUGUGGCAGCAACAACAAGCUCAAUUGCAUCGGGCCGCAUUGCUCGAGCUCCAGGCCAGCAUGGCAGGCAACCCACGGGGAGCUAGAGUCUCCAGGCUGUACGAUGACAGUCAAGGCCAUCCGGCCGAGCAGGCCGCCCAGCGUCUCACUCGCGACCCUUGCGGCUACACUCGGCCUCCUAUGAACGGUGAGAAUCAGCACUUACUUGCAGGAGAGCUGGGCCGCCCGCAGCUUGGUGGGGGAAGCCCCGGCGACAGGCAAGGACGGGACGGACUGGGAGCAUGGGGGAGGGGGCCACGCAACAGAGGGCCGGCUGGUUCAGACACACUUGCCACUGUGAGUGCGAGCCCGCAGCGCAGGGGCGUGGCCGUGUCUAUACUGCUGACGGUCAGCGCCGUGGGUGUGCGUAUCCACCAUAUCGAGGACCAAAAACUGGAGAAGAGGUCUCAGUUUCAGCUGGUGGAGUACACUCGAGACGAUGAAACGGUGCCAGCCAAAAACGGUUUGGCCAGUAUAUGUGGGGACACCCAGCUUCGUCCGCCACAAGAUCAUGGGUCUUCCACUCGCGGACAUUCCAAUGGCAGUUCAGGGGCAACACGCCGCUGGGAGGUAGUAUUGCGCGAUGCCGCCCAUGGGGAUAGGCCUUUUGGGUCUCGCCAGACCGCGGCAGUGUCUGGCAAAUGCGCUCGUCAGUGGCAGUCACCAGGGAACUCGAGUCAUGGUGCAAAGCUUAGGCUGCGUGAGACUCGCGGACGGCGACAGCGCCCCAUCCAGGAACCUCUCGAUGAAACGGUGCGGACGCCCAGGGUCCAACAAGCUGGAGGGGCAAGGGACACGUAUGGAGAUUCAAAUUGGGUCUUCCACAAAAAGCCGUCGCCCGCUGGAAACCGACAAUCUCUACCGCGUCGCGGCGUCCCUGCGUGGGCUAGGGCUGUCGAUAUCAUGCUGUACGACUCAGCAAUUAGGUGGGAGUUGGUUGGUCAUUUGGGUGGUGGACAAACUGAUGAGGGAGCCAGCGACAGCUCGCGUACUGGAGAGCAAACGAAUGACGGGAUUUCUCGUAGAGUCCCCGGCCGGUUUCGGCAGGGUGAGGUCAACGCCCUACACUGGAGGCCUGAUCCUGCUUCAGCGGUGGAUUACCACAGGUCGGAGCAUAGCGUGGGCGCGGCCAAUAGUCUCAGCGGCAACCGACAGGUCGUCUGGGAAUUAACGGUUGCCAAUGCAUAUCUCGGCCCUGCGGAGCCUACGUGGAGGAACCGGCUGCCGGUUGACGCUGCGUUCUUCGGGCUCCUUCCGCCACCUUACUCCAUGUAUCUGCUGCACCAAGUAAACCGCGAAGCCGUCUCGGAGUUUGCGCCGGAGUCUCCUGCUCGGCAGUGGUAUUCUCUUGCAGACUCCAGAUGGUACACCAGAGUCGUAAGCGAUGCAGCAGACAGAGAAGCUGGAGGCGAGCAACGCCGGUGUCGCCACACUCGUGUGCAUGCGCAUCUCAGCACGGAUGUUGGGGACGCUGCCUCCUUGACUCUGGCAGUUCCGAAACGACUGGCGCCAAAGAUCCGCCCUGCGAGCCCUUCGCAGAGCACCGGCGAGCUUAGCCGGCAUGCAAGCCAGUCAAGUGAGACGCCGAAUUAUACCACCCGGCAGGAGGCGCGUCUCCUGCGCCAUGCCUCGUAUAGCAGGGAACUGAGGAGUCGGCUACUCUCAAAUAUACACGAUGCUCAUCCGAGGGGUCUCACAGCCUUCGAGUUGAGACAUGAGAGAUCAACAUCUGUGAAUCCGAGCUUGGGAACGUCUUCCAGUCUACACCGCGAGACAAGCCAAGCUCCUAGCGGAACCAGUGCAGGCCGAACGCCAGCCGCCGCGCGACGCUCGAUUGACUCAACCUUGUCAGAUAACGGCUCGCCCGCUGCUUCAAUUGAAGGCCGGCGGAGCGGUUGGCGCAGUUUGGCGUCGGUUCGUCGUUCGACAGCGCAUGGAGAGACCGAUGGAGAUGGCGUUUCGUCUCGGGGCACUACUUCCAUUCCAUCUUCGCCGACUCAAAACUCAGACGGGGACUCAGAUUUCAACGAAGGAGAUUCGGAUUCUUCCAGGGCCACACCACACCCCGGAGAGCCGCUGGCGCAGUGCUCUGAACAAGGGGAGUUGCCGCUUUGUCUGCCAAGCCCGUUGUUACAGUGCGCCUGUUCGCCGGCGUCGUUUGCCUGUGAUGUUACUAUGCCAACUGUAGUUAUUUCCCCCGCCUUACUGCGUCUGUUGGUCAGCCUCUCUGGCGUUUUUGACAAGGGAAGACAGACGAGCGCUGAAAUGAAGGUCAGCCAGCAGCGUGGCUGUAGCGCGCGCCGGCGCUUCGGAGACUGUUCAGCGCUCGGAACCUCUUUGUCACAACAAGAACGCUCGCUUGAUCGCAGCGGCUCUACGAUGCUGGUCGGCCUCGAUCCCGCGCACCUCUUGCCCCUGGAGCUUCCCCUUUCCAUUCCAGUCUACCCUCCACCUUCGUCGUCGCCGAGUCUCACCGUUUGCCUAGUCGCCUCUGAAGAUGCCGCGGAGAAAGCGAAACUGGAGGCGGCCGCCGCAGUUGCCUUAACACCUCCGGAAGCUGGAGGGGCGAAUGAGACGGCUGCCGGCGGAGCCUAUCAAGCGGUUGUGAAUGCUAUCGACCAAUCACAAGGCAAUGCUGUAUCUGACGUAACCGGCGGGAGGCACUCGUCUCGGCGCACCUGCGGGCGAGAAGGGGAGACCCCGAACGACGACGUCUCUAGGCUAGCGACGUUUGAGGAGCCCUGGCACAACCGCGGUGUUGCGAAUCACCCGCUGACUGCCAAUGCCGACACAAGUGGAGGCGCGAGAACGCUGCCCUCUAUGUUCAGGACAGGAGCGGUGAGGCGGGAAGGGCACUUCUCUUUUGAUCGACUGAAGCAAACAGCAACUGCGGCGGCUGCCAAAGCGUCCACGAUUGCUGAUGCAGCGGCAAUCAGUGCAGCAGCCGCCAUAACACGGGCUGCCACAACCGCGAACGCAGCGCUUCUUCGCUUGAACACUGCAGCUCGAACUCGGCGCUCUGCUUUGAGGCAGAAAAAGCCUGAUAAGAGGGGAAAUGAGCUGCUAACGUUGAAACACCUUUACCUCCAGCAUCGGCGGUGGAUGGGUCAGCAAGGUGUGAGCAAUCGCCGCACUAUUCGAAUACAGCUGACCAAUCUACUGGUUCUGCUCCCUGCGGCGUCAGUUGGUAUGCCGAAGGCUAUUCAGCGUGCCCGCCGCAAGGAGGAUAUUGUUGUAGGAGCCUGGGAAGCUAUCGUCGGAGAACCCUCAGUGGAGAGUGAAGCAGGCCUGCACAGCGCGAUGGAGUCAAACGACAUUCCUCGCAGGAACGCAGGAGAUUCAUGCCUGCAACCUUCACUGCUGUCCCAGAAAGCAGCUACUCUCGCGGCGUCUCCUUUUUUUCCGCUCAUGGCGCCCCCCUCAGCGCGUGCGCCUUCAGUGCUAAUUUCAAGUCAAGCCGUAACAUUUGUCGCAACCCCGGAGACUCCAUCCUCUCCGGACGUGAAAGCGGCCACGGUUGAGGGACUCCAAGUGGUCGUGGCGCCGCAGCUUCAGCAGUUGCUACAGGUUUUCAGCGCUCAAACACCGCUCCCUGACAUGCAUAGCGACGGCUUCCCGGACAGCCGUGGCGGGGAGCGUUCUUUGGCUGUUGACGUCUCUGGUGGAGGAGGCGACCCACUGCACAGUCACCAACCCGAUUCGGCUCAACAUGUGAGAGACACGACCCAUCUGCGAGGACUAUCGGCAACCAGGAAGCGGGCAAGCUCUCACGGCAGCCCACGUGACGCGCGGGUAUUAGAUCGGCUUCGCGUUGAUCCUCCAGGAGUUGGCAAAGCCAGACGUUUCUCCCCGACGCGCGUAAAACGCAUGCGAGGACGUGGCUUAUGCUAUCUUCUGGCCUCGUGCCCUGGUGCAGCAUUUGAAAUGACUAGCAGACCCCCGAACACCCCGUUCACCAGGGCAGACGCGAUCGACAGGGAGCUGACUGUCAGAGUAGGAGCGGAUGCGGACGCCGCCCUUCCGGCGAGGCAGCGGCCACGAGGGGGACAGCGCCUCGAGACUGAACGCAGCGAAGGAGCAUCCCCAGCAUCGCUGUUGCUCAGUGCCCGAGCGCGUUCCCCCAUGACGUCGCGGACGUUCUUUCUCUUGCCAAUGCCUCCCGUCCCUUUCUGCUGCGUCGAGGCCCGAAGUGUCCAUCUUCUUCUUAGAGUGCUUGCCACAUGGGACGGGGCACUCCGCUUGUCCAGGCACGUGUCUAACCUCGUCUUCGUGCCCUUUUACAUCAGUCCGGCGCCUGCCCCAUUACCGGCUUCGAUUCGCCUCCCGACGAGCACUACAGCCACACCCGUCCUUACUCAGUCAGCUUCCAGCCCACUACUUACAUCCGCGUUGACAUCUACACCCUUGUCACAGGCUUCAUUCUUCGCGGGGGACCCUGUGCUGCCUGCUGGAAGUACAGAACGCCAUUCCCCCCUCGUAGGCGCGGCAACGGCACCUGCGUCCCCCAACCGCAGUCGAGCACCUCCAUCACCAUUGGCCGCAGCCGCACCCCCCAAGGCGUCGUCAACUCGUGUUCCUUGCACCACCGCUGCUGCAGCUUCGAGUGCGGUGCCUCAAGCAGGGGACCCUGUAGAAAGAGAUCUGCGCUGGAGUGGCGGAAUGUGGGUGUCUCUUCGCCACAAUAUCGCCGGUCAGUUUGUCGAUAUCUCCUCGUGGAGCCACUGCUGCGCCUCUGGCUGGUACGUGUUUCGCGGAUGCGAGGCAGGCGCAGUGUGCUGCCGACCAGAUGAAGGAGCCAAGUGUUCCGGGGGCUGGGAAGUCCCCUUCUCUAGCGGAGCACUUCGCGUCUCCGACCUGCCGGGGGGGGGCUCUGGCGAGGGGCUUGCUCCCCCGCGGGGAGGAACGGCGGAAACGGCAGGCCUGCCGGGAGGGGUGGCUGUGCGCCUGCUGCCCACCCCAAGCAGCAGUGUGGUCGCCACGUCGCCCGCUCCGCACCCCCGAAGAGACAAGUCUGCGGGCACUGGGGCAGGUGUCCGCCGAGGGGUCUUCUGGUGUGAGUGGCGACGCCAGCCGCGUCGCAGUCGUGACGGCGCAGCCGCAGCGUGUCACACGGAUCGCCCGCCAGCCGGGCCGCCGUGCUGCACGUUUCGGCCUGUCCUGUGCCCGGUGUCUGUGUGGAUUUAUCGUCAUCCGGACGACGCGAUUCCGUUGGCUGUGGUUCUCCCUCUGGGCGUGCGAGUAGAUCGGAGCUGGUCAACUCGUCCUUCUCCUCCUUCUCCUGCAGCUGGUGGAGAAACCAGCGGAGGGCCGUCUGCCGAUAGACUGCCGUCGCGCAGACGCUUGUCGCUGCUCGUGGGCGGGCCGGCGCCGGCUUGUUUCUGGCUGCCACCAGAUGGAAAAGCGAGGCACCGUGCGGGGAAGAAUGUGGCAUUCGGCACCUGUGCAGGGGGCACCCCGCACAAAGCCUGGAACUGCACGUCGAGUUGCGGCUCCCCUAACUCAACAGGCGACUCUGGAAUUGGCGCGUCGCUGCCGGGCAUCGAGGCUGGGGCUGUGGGAGGCAGCCACUGUGCAGCCCGCUUGUGCCGCGACCGGGAAGGAUCGCUGGUUGGCGGAGACAUGGAUCGAGGCGCGGAAGGACCGAGCCCGCGUGCGCUGCGACACUGCCGCGACAGCGCGGAGCCUUCACUGACGCGUCCAGAACCUGCAGAUGUCGGCACUUGUCUCGAUACAUCAUUAGGGACUGCGCGCUACACCUGUUCAUCGGAGCCAGGUGGUGCAGUCUGGACGUGGGAAUUUGAUGUCCCAGAUGAUCAGGAGUGGCGUCUAAUUACCGCCAGAUGCUGUGCCCGUAGCUGCUCAGGACCGCGGCACUGUUACAGCAGGUGCACUGGUUGUUGUUUGAAAGUAACAAAUGUACCAGCGGUUUCGAGAAUGACCUCAGUCCUAAGUGACUGUAGCGCGCCAUCGUUCCCUUUAUCGGACCAACACCACAAACGUCUGGGGACAUCCCGCCUUUCGCGAACUGCAGAAGGACGUGGUGAACUUCUGCCGUCUCUCUCUACGGGGGUCUCGCGCGACUUUCCUCGCCGUCGCCUUUCAGCAGCCUUGUCUGCCGCUGGCGCGACGGAGCGCCGCCUGUGUUCACCUCGUGUUGUCGACUUGUUGCAUGAUGAGGCCCCGAAGCACUUGCCAUCGUCGCGAGGUUUGUCGUUGAGACAACCUGACAUGUACAAAAGUCGUCCGCGCCUCUGUAGCCGUGGGCUCCACUCACUUGUCAGAGAUAAGUGCAUGUUACUGCUCCCUGGCGGCUGUGACUCGGGAUAUAUGGGAUCAUAUGACGCGCAUGGGUCGCGGCUUUCGAGCGAUGGAGACAAUCCGAGGAAAAGCUCCGUUGGCGCACCAGCCCCGCCCACAGCGACACACGAAAAAGGACAUGCAGGUCUUGGCGCGCAGAAAGCAAUCGGACGCCUGACUCCGGGGAUGGAGUCCCUUUUGCGGGGGGCGAGUGCCAAGGUGCUAAUUGAUCGCUUCGCUUUGCAGCUUUUGCCACCAUCAGCCCCACUUACAGCUUUGGCAAAUGUUCGUGUACAAGUCCAGGCGGACAACUUCGACUCCAACGAAGAACGUGACAAUUUUCCGUGGACCUUAUCCGGAUUCGCAGUGGGGAAAUCACGGGGGUGCGGACCCAGUGGAGAUGUGGCAUUCUUUGGACGCCAGUUUUUCAUGAGUUUACAUCAGCAGCGUCAACAGUGGCAUCAUCAGCAACUGCAGCGUGGAUCUCUUGUGCUAUCGUUCAUCGGGAUUGCUGCUAGCGCUGCUGUAUCACCCUUAUUGUCCCCUCCCGCGUCGUUCGAUUUCCUUCUUCGCAACCUGGUCGCGGAAAACGCUCACGUUAUUCCUCAGAGCCGCCGGCGAAUUGUGCUGCAGCAGUCUCUCAAGCCACUGUCGAAGCCGACUCAGUCGUCUUUCUUCGCUCCAGGCAAAGGACCGCUCGAAACGGAGCGCUUUCCCAAGAGACGCGUUGAGAAUUUUUUUGUGCGGGGAGCAGUUCACUCGAACCAAAUUCAGUUGGCGCUAUCGAAGGUCGACAUAUUUCUCACCCCGCAAACAAUGCAGGAGGUCUGCGGAGCGCUUGCACCGCUGGUCGGUGCUGCAGCGGCGGCUGUUGCGUUCGGAAGUCUACAGGAAGCUGUUUUGCCGGCACCGCCUCCAAGUGCAAACUCUCGUUCCCCGUCAAGGCGCCGACCUGCCGACCACAAAGAAAGUACUGAGAUACAUUUGGGGUCUGAAGAUGUAACAGGUCAGAAUCGGAACGACGAUGGAGAUGGAAGCCACACGCAGCAGUGGUCUCUCGAGGUGCUGUCCAAGGGCAUGGUUAUUUGCUUGCUACAGUGCUACACAAGUGGUCCGUUCGCGUUCGCCCCGUAUCACCUUGUCACAUUGCGGCAGGAUGGGCAGUCCUUCUUCCUCGCACUCCAGAGCUGUCAAAUCUGUUCUGCUUGCGUCUGUGCAGACAGUAGCCUUUGCGUUGUCGAUGUUGGCGACUGUGCCUAUUCGAGCUCCACAAGCCACCGCUUCCACCUUGCGUCGUUGAACAUUGUCAGCGGAGGCCUGGGACUGCCAAUCGUUGUCGCCGAGGGCCAGCGAAACCUGGAGGCCUCCGCCAAAAGGCAGCAAAAACCCGGAGGAGGCGGCCGGCCGCAACCGAAUGCGAACAAAGCUGGCUCGAACCCGGGAUGGGACCGAGCGCUUCACGGCAAAGCAAGGAAAGCGUGUGUGGCACUUCACUGUUCUCAGUCCAACAGCGGCAUACGGCGCCGCGCUGGGCUUGUCGCCUCAUCACAAAUGUUGGGGAGCUCCGCACGCUCUUUCCAACGUUCAGAGAAGUCACAGACACAGUCUGUGAGCAUGCGAGGUAGCGAUGUAGAUGACGUCUGCACAGACGAAGCGGAAAGGCCGGUUCGCAGGACGACUGCGGUGGUCAGGGCGUUUCCCUGGCUGGAAGUGAUCUACAGCCCUCAAGCGGAGCGCACGGAGGCAGUUCAAGAACGACUGUACAAGCAAGGAUAUCUGGCCUCUGCUUGCGCGUCCGUAUCACUCUGCAUAAGAGAGAGUAGCUGCUUCGUGCGCAUCCCUGAGCUCGUUCUCCUCUCUCAGUUUGUGGCGGACUGUCGCAUGGCUGUCCAGGAACUCCUCGAGCGUUUGCGCCGUCUCAGUCGACACCACCAGCUGCAGCUUCAACAGCUCCAGCUGGCCCGGCUGAAGUCGCUCCGCGAGAUGAGGCGCGUGGAUUUACAGCAACAACGAGCAGUUCUUUCACAACGUUAUUCUGUGAAUCGGCGGUCUUCUGUGUUGAAGAACGGUGCUCCUUUGAAUGGCGUUGGUCACGCCGUGAAGGGAGGAGAAGCGGCGCCCGCCGCUAUGGCGCAUGCAGGCCUACUGCCCGACACGCUUACAGGUGGCAACUCCAAUCUGCGGCAUUCUCCCCGCUUUCGGGAGACAGCGGAUGUGUCGCUCGACGACGUAACACAAGACACCAUCGGCAAGUCCCUCGCGGUUUUGCCGCCUUUGCUGCUUCUGCGCGUCAGGGUCUCAUUCCCCACCCUGUUUCUUUCCGCAGAUAAGCCUGAGAGGCCUCCACCUGUAAUCGUGAACUGUGGGUUUCUCCAGGUUUCUACCCAUCUCCAUGCACGAGCGACCCUGCCGCCGUCUCCGUUCGACCUCCGCCCAGUUGUAGCGGAAGUGUCGAGGAAAGUGUUGAAGGACUCAAAAAUUCCACUUUCCGACUCCCCUGGGGCCGCCAUUCAGGCGAACUGUGCGCGAGAGACAGCGUAUGAGGAGUGGAACCUACCGGUUUCGAGCUGCUUCUCAGUUCCUGCAUGCGAAUUUCAGAUUACGUAUGAAAAGGCACAAAUUUUCCUCCACAGCGCAACAGGUACCUGUUCCGACGUGUGCGCCGGCGGAAAGACCGGCACGGAGGCAGAGCCCCGGACAGACAGGGUCUCCAUAAGUGAAUGCUUCACGCUGAACGCUGAGGUGUGGAAGACACUUCGACCAGGAGGUUCGGUCUCCGGUGCGGCAAGCCUUCAUCUAACGGGCCUGUCACCCGGGCGAGAAGCGAACGAGCUGGUACCGCGGCGCGCCUCUAGGACACCUGGGGACGCAGGCCUCGUGGCUGCCCUCGUGUUGACAGGUUCCUCAAGUCCUCGCCAGAAAGAAACCGAUUAUGCACCAAGCGAUGCUGUACCGCGCCAGCGCACGCACCUCGUGCUGCGAUCUCAGAAGUGUGAUAUGUGCGUGUGUGUGAGUUGCUCGUAUGUUCACGUGCGGGUUGCUCCACAGCUUGUGGCUGCCCUGCAUUUGAAUGCCCAGAUGGACGUCGGCUGUGCGCCGCAGCUGCCACUUCUCCCCGCCGUCGUAGCCGGGGAGGACAGCGAGACUGGGGGAGGCGAGACAGCAGACGAUUUUCGUGUUGGCGCUCUUCGACGGCAGUGCAGACGUGGAGGCAGGCGCCGCCCUCGGGUGCCUGCGCAAGAGAGGAAGCCAGCGCAGGGGCAGCCCAAAAAGGACGACUUUGCGGAUGUUUCCGGUGGCAUGGCGCAAGUGAAGAGGAAUAAUACGUCUGCGGCAAACCUCCACGCAGGAGCCGCGCGGACUGGGUCACUCGGUGCACACCUGUCCUCGGCUUGCCCAGCAGCAGGAAGCAUUGGAGCGGUAACCGGUGGGUCGAAAGACGAUGGCAGCGGAGAGGGCAGCGAUUUGAAAGACUUCCCCACUUCCGACAAUGGAGAGGAUAUUCAAGUUGAGGGGGAGAUUACUCAGGACGAGCGAGCAUCUGGUGAAGAGGAUGAACACACCGUCGAGGAUGAGGACGAGGACCGAGAGGAGGACGAUGGGGGGCAAUAUGAAAGCGAUGACGACAUGGAGGAGUUGUCCUUGGCGGACAGCAGCAGCGAUGAAGCCAAUAUUGGCGCCGAGGAGCAGUUACUCGCGCUGGUUAGCCACGAAUCGGCUGCGGAUGACGACACCGUGGCAGACAAUUUGGAAAACCAACUUCGGAAGCACUUGACUCUCAGCUGGCAUUUUCCGGCCCGACGGCUCUCGCUGCUAUUCGCCGCCAAGCUCGAGGGGCUGACCGUCUCCAUCUGCGACGCUCAGGCAAAGGUGACACUUGUUCAGGUUAACACGAGGAAUGUCCGUAUGUGGGACAUUGGAACACUGAACAUGCGCGUGGUCACCAUCGAAUCUAUAUCGAUCACCGAAUCUAUUAGCAGCAGCGACCGGAGCCCUUCGGCAGUGCUGUCUUUUUCAAGGGACCGCAGCGGCCCCACAUGCUCCGCUGUCGGAUCGGUAGCGCCUGCGACCGAUAUGGAGGUCACCGGUGCCCGCCGCGGGCUACAGCAGCAACCGAGUUCCCAGGAAUUAGGACCAAACACCGACAUAUCCACUGAGACAGAAAACGCUUCAGAAAUCUGCAUUUGCCGCUUUCCUCUUGUCUUCGUUCCCUCCCUAGCCGCGACUGUCUUGCGCACCGCAGAGGACCGGGAACGAGAUCUCAAAGAAUCGUCCGCGGGUUUGCUGUGUUCUAGUAAGGGUCUCUCCCAGGUGCCGAGGCCAAGCGUGCGCCGUGUGCCUGACACAGCGGGACAAGUAAAGACGGCGUCUGGGGGGCCAGGUGGUUCAUCCGAUAACUCCUUCCGGGAUGCGAGUGUCGGGGACUUGUCGCCCGACCAAGAAGCGACAGAAGCUGCCGCCCCUUUCUUGCCUACAGCCGCGUGCUUACUGGUGGGAAAUCCAUCUAUAGUUGUCGCACCGGCUCUCAUCAGCGCGCUGCAUUUUUGCUUGACGUUUCCCAUUCACACUUUUGUAACGGAUCGGGAGCACAGCAGCGGAGGCACGCGUGCCCCCGGAUGUUCUUCAGCGGCUCCGACGCGGUCACUACCUUUCCAGUCACUACCCUGCUCUGCUGCGGAUGUGGCUGAUGGCGGUAUGUCAAGCAGGAGCCGCCUUGAUAUCUUUCCAACUGUCCCUCACAGCACUACAGGCAUGCGAGGACGUGUUGGCAUCCCCCCACCCCACAGCGUCAUGUCGGAAGGUGAAUCACUCGUUGGCUCCGUGAGAGGCGCAGCGAUCCGCAGACCAGCUCAGCAACAUGACGGGGGGGCCAAGAUGCACAUGGGGACGCGAGACCUGGAGGGUCUGAAUGCUAGGCUUCAGGGCGACGAUGUUUUUGUUCUCCGCGGCGCACGUGAACCACACCUUCGACGCAGUACAUAUGACUCUUCAGGACGCAGCGCCUUCGGUACAGGGCCGGUCGGUCCUGCUGCCGUUUCCCGCUUUUUGGGCGGCGCCGGUGCAGCACGACGAUCUACCAUUUUUCCUGGGCGUUUAGAUUAUGCCCGUGCGCCGGCCUCUGAGACACCAUAUGUCGCUCACAACGACAUGCAGCUUGAUCUGCGUCAUCAGGUCGGCGUGCACCCAACCGGCGGGUCGCAGACCACGCUGCCUUCUAUGACGAACGCAGGGCUGGAUGCUCCUAGGGGCCGCGUAUCAGAAACAAGGUUUCCCUCCAAACAAAAUGGGUCCGGGCUCGGGCACCGAGGAUCCGUAUUUGAAGGAGCGGGCCAGAUUCCGCGUGCAGGAGACAUCGGGGCGCCUGGCCCGCGCAGUCCAGGGGUUUGCGCCACUGGGCUACCAGUUUCCGUCGGAGGUGUCACAGACCCGGACCGUUUCCACACUGAGCACCAGCACUCAGCGUGGUCAGCAACAAGAGCUUCGCCUAUUGAAGCGCUUGCUGGUGGCGUGUCAGAAGCUAAUACAAGGCGAUCGUCAUACUGCGAUCUCCCGAAUGAUAUCCGUGGCUCUUUGGGAGGAGGAAGAAGUAGCUCUGGCCAUGCGACUCGUAAGGCAUCUAACAGAGUGGCGUACAGUGAAAUAAUGGCUGGGCAGGGUGUUGCUACUACGCGGUUUGUAAAUACAGGUGCAGUGGCUGAGAGAGAGACGGCGCUUCCUGCAGCCGGUGCAAGCGCUACAAGCUACGACGCAUCACUUUUCCUACAUCCGUGUCUCGCGGCUGUUCAACAGAUAAACAUUCUUGCGUCCUGGCUAGCGGGGGAGUUCCGGCGUCAGCAGCAUCAGGCGCUCGAGUCUGCGGCAGCGCGUGUGACGGCCGCGAGGCGCUCUCGCAGGAAGAUGCAGAAGCUACACCGAGGGCGUCGCGCGGACGACGGUGCUGAAAUGCGUCACCUGCCUCAUUAUGUGCAUUCUGCCGGUCCUGACGCGCUGCCCUCGGGACGCCACCUGCCUCCCCAUGCCUGCGGACUCUACGGAGAGCACGACGUCCUCAGCUAUGACCCGUCAACGGCAGUACGAGGCAAUCCAGGGCAUGAACUGCCCCUGCUGGGUACACCGUAUUUCGAGUCUCCUCCCGAGCAUUUCCAGGCAAUACCACCGUUAGCUGAUCCACCACCUGGAGGAUAUAGCGGUGAGAUGGAACGAUGCAUUUCGCAUCACGCUGUCAUUUCAGACGGCAGCAACGAGGACCCAGGCGUUCGUCUCUCAUCUGAACAGCACAGGCUGCGGAGGGGGAGAGCAUCCGCUCAGCAAGAACAAAACUACGCAUAUCUUGUGAGCCUUUUGCGGCGGCUUGGCCUCGGCUUCGUUGCCGCUUCAGACUCCGAGCCGACAGGUGAGGCUCGUCAGCGGGCAGAAGUCACAGUCUCCGCUGAAUACGUGCACUUCGCAGUGGGAGAAUUACGCGUGGAACUUGCUGCCAGGCCUGCCUCUUUUAUACUGCUGACUUCGGUCGAGGCCACACGCAGAUCACACGUCCUCCACUUCGGACUCACAGCUACCGACAGGCGCCGUCAGUCGGGAUACCAAAGCGACAUGUACAAACGAGCCGCGCACGGAGCGGCAGCGGACACCGACAUAAGCAACCCGGCGCUGCCCCUGGUGACGGCCGAUUUAAGCGGUUGGCCUGACUACCGUGUCGGAAUUAUGAAGGACAUGGAAGGUCCUUGGGACGACAGGGGGCCAUACAACGCAUUGCUGGCGGGUGAACCAACUGUAUCUCAUUUGAGCCGUGGUGUGGCGGACACCGGGAAUCGUGCAGACAAAGUCGGCUCACGAUACUUUUGCGCUAGCGGACGGAUGAGCGGCACUGCGUUACCAUCCGGGGGCACUCGCUGGAGUAAUCUGCUCGGCGGGGACGAGGAGGGAACAGAUGAUGCAAGAUCAUGUGGGAGCGUCGGCGACGAGGACGACGGUACGGACGUCGAUCACCCACGUGAAGAGGAGUGGGGUCCGGACAGAGACAAGGUCGGAGAAGGGGCAGUCGAAAUGCGGGCACUGGUGUACAGCAGCGACUCGAUAUCGUGCGUCCUGUCUAACUGCUCUAUUACCGUGCAUAGUGAUUCGCCUUCCUCGUUUGCACGCGAGUGUCGACGCUCCCCUUCAAACCCGUUCUCGGCUGCGCCCUCCACUCUAUCAAGUACCAAUUUGUUCGCGUCCGCCUCCCCCAGUGUGUCGGCCCCUGUUGCGGAUCCAGUGAAAGGUCCGCGGACGUCCUCACACAGUAUUCUGCCUUCGCUGCAAGCCAAGUUCACCUACCAUUUCUCGUCCCCUCCUUUCCAGUUCAUUUCGAACUGCGUCUGGAAUUACUGUCGGAGCCGUCGUAAUCCGUUCGUCACGGAAGGAGAAUCAAUGCCAUCCUCUCAGUCAGGCGAGGCUCCGUCAGUGCUAGCGCUCGAGACCCUCCGACAUGGUGGGGCUGCGUGUCAGCGUCAAGCUAGACCCGAACCGCUUCUUUGCCGCGAUGCUGUAGACGGUGCGGCUUCGCCUCUCAUUGGCAGCAGGGGAAGGGAGUUCCCAUUUCGUGGCCUGGCGUCAGCCGAGACGUGGCAGAACACGGGACGCUGUGCCCGUGAUGUUACGUUGCGCCACGUACAACCAACGGCAAAGGCGACGAUAGAGGAUACAGAACAACCGACGAGGCGAGGGCGCACUGUCGAAGACACCACCAGCGACGCCACUGCUCAUACAUCGCGGCCCCAGGAAGGCUCUACAUGGAUCCCGCAUUUUCCCCGAUUUCUCCUCCUUCCGGCAACGAUGGUGUUGAAUCCGAAGAUUCUCGCUGAUGCAGCUGCCUCACUCCGUCUUCCGCCUUCUCCGGAGGAUCAAAUCUCCGCAGUGAGCAAUGAUCAAGCUUCUCCAGCGCAGCGUAAUCCGGACGCACUAACUCAAGAGAAGCGCGAGCUGUCGAACAGCUUGCAGCGUGCUUUUGUGGAUUCUGCGUUGCAGAGAGAGACACUGGGCGUCAGAUCAAGGCACGUGGCUUUGUCUCCUAUGUCACCGCCGCACCGCAGUGUGGUUCUUUCGAUUUCUCCCAUUGAGCUUCGGAUUCGGACAUGGGACGUUGAACGCCUUCAGCGAGCAGUAUCAUUAAUGUUCACCGACAAGGAGACACAGCGACUGCUUGUACUGGCAGCUGUUGAGCAAGCCAGGCAGGCGAGGCAGGAAAUGACUGAGCGUAUGUGGCGACCGCCCGCGUCUCUGCCUUCCCUAGAUCCCCCAGAACCGAUGCGAGAGGAGCACGGCUCCGGGAUAAUUACAAGCCGAGCAUCUGACACGCUAGCAUCAGAGGUUGUGUCAAAGCGCAUGCAGAUGUCAUCAUUGUGGAGUAUGAGGUCUGAAUCAAUGAGCACCAUGGGGAUGAGGAGAGGAGCCUAUGGCACUAAAGAAGGCUCGGUGUGCGGCAGCACAGCCUGCCCUCGCAGCCAAUUCUUUUGGAGUAUCCGUGAGAACGAGACGUUCUCUACAGCGCCGUUGUCCGUCUGUGGAGCUAGCAGGGGAGAAUACUUGGCGAAUGACAAACUGCUGCGUCCGCUUGUUCAGCCGGAAGGAUACCCAAAUAUCAUGGCAUGGGAUGGGACUUGGAAAGCAGGAAAUCUGGAUCUUUAUUCAUCAGACGUGUCGGUCAGGUGGCCAUUUAAGAAGAAUUCCCCUGGUGCACCACGCGACGUGGCUCCCCCCAGCAUGUUCGAGGCGCCUGUCCUAGGCCUGCUCAGUUUCGCCAGCGCGUCAACACAGCUUCUGCUUAGCCUUCCCCACUUCUCAUGCGUGCUCCUGAACGACUUGUUCGAGGAGAGUCCUGAGCCUGCCCCCGUUCAGCAAGCGUCUUCAGAAGCGGCAAGAGCGGAUUUCCACACCAGGUGCCAGCCGGUGGCGCGAGCAGCUUCAAGACCCUCCAAGGAUUAUGCGCAGUCUGAUUAUUCUUUACGGUGGCUGAGGAAUCGCGGACUGGAAUAUGCAAGGGAUAGGUCAGUGAGCCCCAGGUUCCCCCCCCACGAUCGAAACUCGUACAAAACCCAUCCUCUCUUGCGGAUCACCAUAAAAAACCUGCAAGCGGCAGGUACUAAUACUGUACUCGCAUACGAUACUCAUGUAGCUUCCGUGCUCCCGGGCAAGAUGAUCAUUGACGUGGCGACAGAACACUCUGAAGGUGCGUGCGAGCUCUUGAAGCGACACGGUACGGCGGCCGAGGCGGUCACUGAAGACAGCAGUUCUAAUAAAGACGUUUGUGAGAGUGAAGUACAAGGCCUAAGGGGGGCACGGUGUCUGCUGUCGCUGCUCCAGCGUCAGCUGAUUCAACAAGAGGAAGCGGGGGGACUCCGUGACAGUGGCGCUGGACUGAUGAGGCAAGCACUACUGUCAGAGAAUCUACUAUUUAAUGGAGAGGCCGGUCUCAAAAUUGAGGCCUAUGUUAUGGCCAGAAAGUCUCCCGUGCGGUGCUCGCGAGUUGUCGAGGCGUGCGUUCCAGCGCAAGCCCGCACACGAGCAACUAACACGGCGAAGGGUAUUCCUCUUGCCGUGGCGAGCGAAACCGCCGAUAAAGAGUGUGAGAACGACAAUCGAGAAGGGGGAGUUUGUGAAAAGCGUGCCCUACCACUAGAGGAACUUGCCGAAAAUGGUGUCGCGGUGGACUGCCACAUGGCCGCUUGCAACUCAAGCCAGCGCUACGUAGAUCGCUCGCCAGGUUGUGCUGGGGUGCAGCAUUCUACUUCGAGCGGCAGAGCCAGUGUAUGUGGCACCGGAGGAGACGCGGCGCGAGCCGUCAAGCGGUCACAGGAGGGGACACACCGCCGGGAGACUUGGGGAUCCACCCUCGGCGACAAAGAUGUCAACGAAGCGGGUACCCAGCUAGGAUGUACGAAGGCAGGCGUAUCAUCCCGGCGAUCGGCUCCCAGCAGUCGUAGGAACGGGCGCAGCCGUGCGUCUUCGUCCGACCAUUUCCGGCGAGAUGAGAAUGAGCUGGAUCCGCCUGUCUCUGACCGGGUGGCAAGCGAACUCUGCGUUCGAGUUGACGAGGUGUGGGAGCCGAUUGUCGACACAGUCAUUGGUUCUCUGAGAGCAUCACUCAGCGAUAAUAUGGCCGACAUCAACUUCGCAAUCGUGGAAAGGCCGGCGAUAUCGAAAGCUCAAGGUGUGCCGGAUCUGAGUCGCCUGUCGCAUUCUUCAACGAGCUCGAGUCCCUUAGUGGUGCCAAGCGAAUACUCGAAAGCUGGUGGGCAGACGAGAGGCAGGCGCGGAGCACGGCCCAGCUCGGGACUGAAUCCCAUCCUGAGCCGGGCGGGGCCUGAUACGUCACAUGCCGCACUCCGCAGUCACCGUCGUGAAGAGGGUCUGACGCAGCUCUCCCGAGACUGUGGAAAGGGUACAGACCGCAGUAAACAAGCUGUGAUAAGGGUUGCGCUCGCUUCGUGGCACCUGCACACAUUGAUUCACCUUCUUACGCAUCUCCGAGUCGCGUGGGCGAAGGCGGCAGAACUGAGUACCCAGGAAAGUACAGCAUUCUGGGCCCAUGCAGCUGCCGAGUGGCUACUUCCAGCGCGACUCACCCGAGGAGACCGAGCCUUAGAGCGCAACGAGAACAGGGACUUCAUCGAAAACCGUUCUGGGGUGUCUCCGAACCAGCGGAGUCAUUCCUGUGACAGAGCAUUCACAUUGGCAUCCGAAUAUCAGGGAGACAGGCAUCUCGCAGGCGCCGUUCCGCAUGGCUGUGCUGGGCUCGAGGACGGCCGGCCUGUUUCUACCAUUCAGGCGAGCCAAGAAUAUCAACGUCAGCUUCUUUCCAAACUAAGGGAACGGAACGCAGGUGCUAGGUUCGUCGCCAUGAUGUCCACGCGAGAGCGACCACCGUCAGUACUGCACGCGAACCAGUCAACGCAGUUGUCGAGGACAGAGUCGCGACAUCCUCCCUACGUUAGUCGGAACCAGCAGGGAGGCUCGCAGCUAGAAGAUGACUGCCCGUCUGAAAAGUCCUCUCUGCGUGGUUCACUGAGUCUUGCCAAGCAGGAUGAUGGUUGUACUGGGUUAACAGGCAACGCGAAGGCACCUCGGUCCGACGCAGAGUUACAAGCGGAUCCCACAGUUUCUUCCGAACUGCACGACAAAUCAUGCGUGCCGGAACCUAGUGACACCCUGACUCGGGCGUAUUCCUCACCUCAGCUCGGCGAACCCUUCGGAUUAAAAGGGGAAAAACGACAUUAUGGCGUCGUAACGCCUCUGAUCGGCCGCAACGUGCAGCCACCGAUGUUUGCUGAGGGUGCGGACCAACGAGCCGUCGACGCCCCUCGGAUCCUGCCGUACCAUUAUCUUCCCCGUGUGUUUUUAGACCCUCCUGCGGCACAGACAAACAAGGGGGACGACUGUGGCGCGCCGUCCAUCUUCUCAGGUCCUGCAUCGCAUGAGAACAGCUGUCGUCUUCGCGAUUUCUCUUUGUUUUUCUUCAACGCGUCUGGUCUGCCCCUGCUCCUGGUUGUUGAGCCAUCUCCCGGAUUGUUGGCUGGCGACACCUUCCCGACCAAUCAGAAAUCCUCGAAUUCCACGCGACUGCAAGAUGCAGGAAGUGGAGCGUCGGAGAACAAUGCAGGUGGCAGGGAAACGGCGUAUGCGCGCCUCCUACCUGCAGAUCAUGUGAUGGCUCUAGACGCUUCGUUCUUUUACGAGGAUCCGCAGACACGCUGCGGCCAUCAUUCCUGCGUAGUGCGCUUUGUUGCCGUGGAUCACCUAAUGCCAAGGGCGACCACGGGGGCAGAUGCGGCGAUGGAUCCAUCUCUGUCCCGCCCGAACCGUCGUAGGGCGUCCCGUGCAUCUGCAGUCUCUAGUGGCAACGGCACGACAGAGAACAGCAGUUCCGUAAGGUGCCUGGUGGGUAGGACCAGGCGUGCAGGAAGAACGCAGCCGAAACGUGGUUCGGUGCGGCCUCUUCCUUAUUCCCUAUUGCGCGAUAUUGACGCAUUCCAGACUACCUCCCGAGGCAGUAUAUUUCCAGGCGGGGAAGAGUUUGAAGAUCUAGUCAAAGCGGUCUUGGAGAUACCAGAAAUGUGGAUGGCCGUAGAGCUGCCGUACCUAGCUUCCGCAGGCAUGGUCCGCCUUCCAACCAUCCAGGGACGGGGGAUGCCCGUGAAGCCGUCCUCUGCAGCAUGGGCAGGGAUGACGAGGACAAACUCGUCUGCCGCCGCUGGCACAGGUCUCCGUCAUCGCGAGCAUGAAGACCGGCUAGAGAGCAACCGUCUCUCAGUGUAUCACAUCCAUCACUUGCUGCUUGCGCGGCCAGUCGUCUUCGGAGGGGCAUUGUCACCAGACGAGCAGCAGCAGCUCGUUACCCUGGCCUCGCCCCUGAUGGUACGGAACCUGACACCAUUCCCCCUCUCCUUCGAGCUCGCGAUCAUCACACAGUCAGCCGGCACGCCGGGACGUCCUUUUGCCAGGAGCGAUGAUGCGAUGCGUUCUGGCGACUGUGACGGAGAUAGUGACCCACCACUAACGGUGCGCGGCAUGAGCGAAGGAGGAGAGGAAUCAGACCAACUUCGUAAGGCCAAUGACGACCUCUCUACUCCCCAGGCUGCUGGGGCCGAAUUGGAGACGCGUGCCCUAUCUGAACCUACCAUGUUUGAACUUCAUGCCUGGUCCGAAGAGAGUGAAAAUGCUGGCGCAAGUGCGCAGAAGCAUGAACGUGACGUAGGGGUCGACGACCAAGGGCCUGAUGAGGAAAUACGCGCGAAGAGGCUGGCAACCUCCAUCCCGGGUGUUUCAGAGGAUUCAAGAAGACUCAGUUCGGUGACACCUGUCUCCCUUCUCGAUCUCCAGCGCACGCCCCGAUCCUUCGCCGCCCUGACCCCCUCUGCGCUCGGAUUCGCCUCAGCAGCACAACAGGGAGCUGUCAGCUUUUCCACGUCAAAUUCUGCUGUGAAUGGUAUUCCGGUAGGGUCAUUUGUUUGCGCUGCCCGAGGAGGUACGUACAGUUUACCUGCCAUGGCGCUGUGUGAAUCCGCUAACGAUGGCACAUUAAGGAGGCUGAUGCCGUGUGAUUCAGGAGCCUCUUACGCCAGGGCCGCGGCGGCGACCAUCAUCGAACAGAUUGUGCGACGGCCAAACUCCCAGCACAGGCACUCACGGACAGUUGAUGAGCUGGUUCUCCGCCGGCCUCGCAGUCCUGCUGUUUUCAACGCUUCCUCCUUGCUGUCCCUGAAAGUGAAACUUCUUUUGCCAGAUGCAUCGUCACGCGGGGCUCAAUGCGUCGAAGGAAUGAAUCUCGAGCGAUGCCGGAUGUCUGGUGUAGAAGCUCCGGCAGGUUUCUUGUCCGGAAGGUGGCCUCCGACGGACCGAGGGAGUCAGGUUUGGAUUUCAGGCUCUACAGUUCAGCCUGCGUGCUUGCAUGGAGUGUACUGCAGCAUUCUGUCCCUUCGGGCAGACGGAGAGACACGGGACAUCCUCAAACGAAAUCGCGGGUCUUCGGUGGUUUCGCAUCCGAAGGCAGAAUACUUACGUAUGAAACGCUCACCGAGCAAGGCACUUCAACGUUCCCCUGAUGAUGCAGAACGCAUUUUCUUGCUCGCGUUCUACUCAUGUACCACGUGGAAACCAGAAGAACAUAUUGUCAGCGCUCAGACGCGCGGGCAAAAUAUGUGCAGCCCGUCGUGGCUUCUCCCUCCCUUCGUCGGCUGUUGUGGCGGACAUCCUGACGACGCCCUCUCAACGGGUGUCCGAGGUUCUCGGGAAGGGAAAGCCGUUUCUGAUAUGCCAGGGUUCAUGGGCCUAGGAGAUCUGUUCGGAGAGGAAACAGUUGACGAAGUGACAUCGGAGCCCACCUGUCAGAGGAGUACAUGGGUAGUCAAAGCACCCCUCCGCAUAUGCAAUCAUCUACCUUUUUCUGUGAGGCUUCGCUUUCGGGACGUGGUCGCCCGGAGAACUGUACGGCGUUCGGUCGCUACCAGUGCAGGGACAAGAGAUCCAAACGUGGUCGGUUCCCAGCCCAGUGCCCUCAGCGAGCAGCAUCCGCCUCGCGAAGUACCCCAGUCACCCUCGCCAGACUACAUCGAGUCCCUCUUGGCCUGCGGAUGCCACGCUGGAGCUGGUGAGGGUGACGUGCGGCGUGAGAACGCCCAAACUCUUGAAACUGCCUAUUCGGCUCCUAAAGAAGCGGCUGGCAGAGGAUCGUGCAAUGUGACUGUUCCGGCCUUUCAACAACGGCUCUGCUGUGGCGUUCAUGGAACCGGAAUUCUACUCGCAAGCCUCAAACUACCUCAAUCUAGCUGGAGCGGAGCAUACCGUGUGUGGGGCGCAACCAGCCCGCCAGAUGGGGAGGAAGACCUCGGACCAGUAAAUGCCAUGCGUAGGCGCUGUGAGGCUGCUGGUGGCUGGCCAAGGCGUGCCAGUACAGGCGUUCCGCUGUCCAGUGCUGACGCAGAGGUGACGCCUUCCCGCCGAUCUUUUGGUCGUGGCGAGAUAGGGUCAACUGCAGCUCGCUGGUAUCGGGUUGGCAUUGGGUACACGAAGAGUCAGCUACACGAGGUACAGGUGAUUCGAGUGCCACAUGCGCACAGCCGGAAAGUCUCCGAAAUUCGGGUUUCGGUCAUCUAUUCCCCAUUCGACCCUGCGCUGCCUCCCCAUUACCCAGGAGUAGCCGCUGCUCUGACGCUGAUUUUGUCGGCACCUGUGUGGCUCUCGCAACGCUGCGUUGAAGCCCCGCUGUCCUUCCAGCCGCAGACAUCUGCAGCACACUCAAAGGGCUUUUGGCAAGACGCCGCCGUGCACGCGUUUGGGUCUUGCAUGGCGGGGCAUGCAAGUGACAGCGACACUUCGGGAGAUGAGGCGAGCUCCAGGGAGUGGAGAUUCCCGGCUGAGGAACCUGUCGCUUGCGGGGAACACGGGUUUGCUACUAGAGGGUACCACAGCCGCUACAAGGUCGCGAGAAAUCUGGUGGUCCCCUCUAGAUUUGCAGGGAUGAGCACCUCGUUGAGCAGGUUGCGGCGCCGCACACAGGAAGGUGCUCGCAGAGGCAGAAGGUGGCGGUGGGGUAGCCUGUAUGGAGUAGACGGAUCUGUCGCGCCGUCUUCCCCCUUGCCGAGCAUGCUAUUCUCCAGGCGCAGAUCUGUGAACCCCUCUCAGUCCCCCCUUCCGGCGUGCAAGUCGUCGGAUAGCAGCGGCGGUCAGCUUGGCAUCUCUACACUUGCGACCGGAAGAUCGUCUGCAUUCGCGGAAAGGCAUAGGCGAAACCCUCAACCGGUAACCGGUAGCAGGAGCUGGGGCCUCGGCGAGUUCCGCAGAGCCACAAUCGACGCUUUGGCGAGUGGCAAAAUCACGACCAGUCUCGCCGGUGCUGGUUCCACACCGCUCCUCGUUGCUUCGUCCACACUUCAGAUAGGGUGCUGCUUCAUGAGGCCGCAACAGCGAGACGCCUGGGAUGCGCUAGAACGCGAACGAGGCCCCUUCCACGCCAAAAUCUUAUGCAGCCUUAGGGAACGCGAACUUGCUGGCGGUGAUAGAGGCGGAAAUCGGAAACGGAGCGGCGUGUUCCAUAUUGGACGUACCGCGGGGAAGAUCAGAAGGCGACGGGAUACCCCUCAACGCAGAAAUGAGUUCUGCGGCUGCGGAGCCAUUGAUUCGUUUGAAUGGGAAAACUAUGAAUGUGAAGAAAAUGAUGGAAAUUCCGCGGCACCUGGAUCUCGGAAUUCGCGGAAGUCUGUAGGUGCGCAGCUGGCUGGUCCAGACGCAGGAGACCCAGAAGCCGUUGUAUUCCCAGAGUUCUGGUCCAUACUAACGUGCAACCCCCAUCCCCCCGCGUCUGGUUCUCGAGGAAUGGAUCAUUUCCGAUCUCGGCUAUCCGCGGCAAUGGCCAUGCAGAAGUUCACCAUGACUGCUGGGUUGCUGGACGUGGAGUCGCUGCUAUGUUCCCGCUCAGUACUGUCCUAUCUGUCAGCAGACUCGAAUACGACUACGGAGCAGGCUCAAGAUGUCCUUCCAGAAAGGGCAGAUAAUGUCCCGUCAUCUUCGCCUUGCAGAGGAAGGUCUUCUGUAUUGCCUCUAGAAAUUUCGCCACCAGCUGAGGCUCUACCCGUACGUAUCGGGUGUUACGACAUGGUCCUGCAACAGUCUGGCGCUUGCGCUCCGGAUACUCAUCUGCUCGCUUUGACAGUCCUUCCGUCGGUCUCUGCCGCUCUGCCCCAUGCCGUGAAACCAUGUCUGGCCGCCACUUCCAACCCAUCCGAUAGUGAGGAGUUUGGGGGUACAUCACGCAGCGAUGUUCUCAGCUGCACACGCGCUGACCCGGUGCAAUCUCAAACAAAUGUCCGGUUCCAGACCCUUGCAGGAAGCGCUACGUGCUUUCCGUGCUUCGGGUCUUCGGCUGCUUCACUUCCCACCUCUGCAUUAUCCUCGGUGUCAUCUCUGUUGUCCGCGAGGUCUGUCUUGCUACAAUUCGUCCCGCGGUUUGUGUUCAUCAACACUCUAGACGUCGACUUGGAGAUUCGGCAGGCGAACGUCAGUGUGCCUUUUGCCUUGCUUUCGUAUUUCCCUCCGGGGUAUUCCAACGGGGGUUUUGGUGGACGCGGUAGUCAAGACGCCCCUGUUGGUCGGGACACUGCGUCACAGAGUGACCACUCCAGCCUGGCCUCAUACGUGGCAAAACAACACCGGGUCUGCGCAUUGAUGGAUGAUGGAAUCGACGAGGAUGAUGAUGAGGAUGUGUCUCUCUUCACUGCCUUGUAUCUGACUCCGUCGUCCCCAAUUCUUUAUUUGCCGAAGGGCGCCGCGGCAGUGUUCCAUUUUCCGGAUCCGACGGUCCCGUACGCCGUGAAUAUUAGAUUAUCAUCUCACACCGCAUCAGGAGCGCCCGCCGUGUACCCAUCCCGCUCGCACGUACCUCGGCCAUAUCAACAGCACUCUGGCGGCAUCGUGGGCGACGUAGGCUACCUGCUGCCACCGGACUCGCCUCUGCUCCUUCCCCAUCCUGCGUUUGAGGGCAUGCGGCUCCUCGAUGUGCUCCGGCAACACGACGUUCUACUGAUGCAAGACCGAAGUCGCCAAGACGGUGCCGCUGCUGCUCUGGCAGCUGCUCUCGACCAAGAUCGGCUAUCCUCUUCCAGUCGUGGGGGACCGCGACGCGGGUUUCCAUGGACAGAACGAGAGACGCCCGUCGGGACCACACACUCUCGGGAUGUUCACGACGCUGCCUGGGCGCCGUUUGAGGGCGAAAGCCAUAUGCUACAGAAUGCGCGUAUGGAAUCCAAUUUUGGCGAGUCGGUGUCUCGCGGAGGAGCCAUCGAAUCGAUGACAGACGCGAGCGAGGUUGAGCAACUCCAUUCGGAGAAGCCAAGUCGUGCUGUGCUUCGUCAGGGCCCCGUGCAGGGUGUCCCAGAGUCCGCCCGUUCUGGCACUACGAAUGAACAGCGAAAUGCAGUGGAGAUUUGGAACUCCAGCCAGCGCUUCGCAACGGGUGACCUGAGGGGCGCUCUGCGAUCAACUCUAGAAACGGAUGGCGCAGAUGAGAGCCGCAGAGGAUUCCCUUCGACGGUCCCUGCUCAGAGGCAACCUGAUUUCGAGGAGUCGUACGCCGUUCAGCCCUACGACUCUCAGGGAGCAGGCCUCUCAGAUCCAGGCAGCUCUGCGAGUGGAAGGGGUGGAAGAAGCGACAGCGUAGAUGGCCGUGGAUACAGACCAAAGGGCAUCCGCUGGCGUGGACGCACUGAUAACCGCGAAAACGUGGCGUUCUAUUCCGUGGUUAACGGCGGCUGGCAACUAGGCAAGCCUCCACCCAGUGGGUUUAGUACGUCACAGUGGAGUUUUCCUACAAAUGCUCCUGAGGGCACCUGGAAGCCUGGGAGCAGCUGCGCCGAGGGCGCUUUGAGUCGCAGCGAGAGUACGGGUACCUUAGAGAAGGUAGGCGUUCCAGACGGUGGACGGCGGCCGCAGCGGCGGCGCUUUUCGCCGAGGAAGUCGGCAUCCUCAGCUAAGGUCGGUGCCCAAGAAGACCACCAGGAGGGGGCGGUGUGCGCGGUUGCCCCUCGGUACUCGAAGAGUCGACGUCACACUGCAGCCUCGCUUUCCGCCGUGCCGCGGCAGCCCGCGAAGGUGAAGCGCCAUAGCCUCUGGGGUGAGGGCGAUACAAGAGCGAUGCGUGAGGGACUACUCGCGCGGAUGGCUAAAGUGGGCGAGGGCUCUCAGAGAACGCAGGCAUCUACCGACUUGGGCAACAGGAAGGCACUCCCGGGCGUUUCUGAGGGAGGUGUGGGUCUUUCGCGCGGUGCAGCAGUCUACAGUACGGAGCGGGGAGAGCGCGCUCCGGUGGAGCGCUCUCCGUGGUGGUCAUCCGAAGCCCUGGCGGGAAUGCGGAAGUCAGACGAGGACACAGCGACUUCACUGCAUUCAGCGGUAACGUCUGGCAGAAGAGUUCCAGAUCAGGCUUCUGCAGAGGCACGAAUGCAAGCGCGUCGAAUUCCAUGUUCAACCACCGGGUUACCUGGACGUUGCCCGUCUCGAGGGAGUGAAGGGGGCAGCAUGUGCAGGGCGCUCUCUGGUGUCACAGAAGCGGGAAUCCAGAUGAGAGGCCAUGCAGGAGCGUCACGUGACGGUUCGCUCCCAGAGUGCCACAAAGCAGGUGAUAACAGGCGUUGCCUCACGCGCGCGUUAUCGUCAGGAACGCAAACUCUUAACAUCUCCCGCUAUGGAUUCAUACAAUCUCUGGCAUCUGUUUCGUCCCUGUCAGAUGCAUCAGGGCCGUAUGGUGAGUCAUGCCGGAAAAGUGAGGACACGGAUGAUUCGACUCAAGAGGAAAAUGCAGCGGAUCCGGACUAUCUGCGAAGUUGCCGUCGCCACAGAGAAGCCCUGUAUGCGCGGUAUACGAGUGUCCCGCUUCUCCCCCCGCCUCCUCCUCCUUAUGUUAGUCCUCCGCUACCGUAUUUCCUGUGGACAGAUUGCCUUUAUGUGUCUGGACCAGCCCCCCAAACGCCAGCUUAUCGUCCAUAUCGGCUUAUUGCAAGAACAGACAAGGAUGACGAAGAUCACUCCAAGCGUCGAUCAGGUGUCUCGCCGCGUCAUCGUUAUGCGAGCGAUGGAUCCAACGCUGUCAUCUCUGCGGUUCUGAACCCUCUUCUAGCCACCUGUGGGGAGGGUGAUAUGACUUCUGACAACGAGGCAUUUGCUCACGAACGCGUCCCAGUCAGCUCCGAGACGUCGUCGGCGCAGACCCCCGUGUGCUCGACAGAGGCGGCUGCGGCCGCUGCUGUGCGCAGCUCCUGUCAGUCCCUCCCGUUGCUUGACUGCUUGGGGAAUUUGUUUGCGGGAAUAGAGGCUACUAUUGGCGACAGUGAUGGGGGGAAAGGCAGCAUCCGCUGUGUUACGUUUUCUGCUGCUCGGAGUGCUCCGGUACAUAUUGAAAACCACCUUCAGUCAUCAUAUAUCGUGGUGACAACCAGCGCACCGCGCUGCUUCACGACGGCUGCCGGCAGGGUGUGUAACCGAGGCUGGUCUACUAACGCCGGCCCUGGAUGGAGCUCAGUGACAGAGAGUCUUUUGAAUAUGAGUCCUGGGGAGUCCGCAAAUGGGAACGAUAACGGCGCUCAGGAGAGUGCGGCGCACAGUUCCUCUGCAGGGUGUCCACACGGGAACUGCGGGCCUCCGCUCGUCUCCGUUGGUCCUCUUCAGAGCAAGCCGUUCUGGCUUCAGCGCGCGCUGCCGCUCUGUCCGGCCUGCGAAGCGGCAGAUGCGGCUGCGACCGCGGCAGCAAGGAGUGCAGCAGCUGCUGCCUCCUCCGCAGCAACCGCAGGAUUUGGGGAUGAACGCUCCGUUGAACGCGCCGCGAGUUCUUUCAGAGGGGCAGGCAGAACGAACGACAGGCGGCGACAGAGCCUACGCAGGAGCGCUUCUGCCCUUGAGAGAAUGCAUUCUGACGUCAAUGAAGGGUGGGAGGCUUGCCGAAUUCGGCGAAGGCCGGUGCUACGCCUGGAAGGCUCCGGUGGAGAAUCAGGCAGUAGCUCCGAGGGCGGAUCUUUUGUAGACAACGCAGGCGCGAUGUACCUUGAAUGCUCGACUGAUGAUACCUCAAACGCGUGGGACUACAGCAGUGGAAGCGUGAGCGACUCAGAGAUUUCAUAUGAGGGAUAUGGAGGUUUCCGGGGCCUGGACCGAGAUUAUGGUGGUGGCUUCGCCGGUGACUUGUGGUCUCCUUCUUAUUCUAGCUUCAGCGGGAAUACGUCAAGCAAGGAGGAGUCGUACGCUUUUUCGGGUGCGAGCGACGCUUCAACUACAGACCGACUUCUGGCGCGCCUUGCAGCGGGGGAAGGAUCAGAUGACUGCUGUCUUGAAGAGCGGUCAGUCAGUGAUUUCAUUUGGCCUCCCCCAGCAGUUCGUGCGUUCCAGAGCCGCUUUGAAAGGAUGUGGGGAAAGGGGAUGCGGAAGUGUCACGAGACUGUGGCCGCAGCAGCCAGUGCACUGAAGCACUCCUUUCAGUUCCCAGACACGAGUGGCACGAACAGGGCCCCGAGCCGGCAGCUCCGGCAAUCCAGUUGGGGUCGACAGGGGAUAAUACGGUGGUUCGAAAAGCUGGCUGCGGCAGAACGACGACCCAAUACGCCGAUCGAACACGUCCCGGGAUGUCCGCGGCGGCGACAGUGCGCCACGGCAUCAGCGAAGAGCGGCAAGACAGAUCGCGCCCGUGGCGCGGCAGACCCACCAGACACGAAGGCACACGGGGGCGCCGGAGAGGCAGCACUCUCUAACAGCAUACUCGGAUCGGGAGCAAUGGCGUGUGAUGCCACAGCAGAGGCCACAGAAAGAGAGGAUGGCCAGCUGAGUCUGGAUCCUCUUGGAGAGAAGCUGUAUAUUCAGGUUGUGGGUCACGACCUUGCGUGGGUCGAAGUGGAUGUUUACAAGCAGAAAACGACGAAGCUCGUGCUGCACAACCCUCGUAGGACAUUCUAUUUCUACACCCGCACCGAAGGUCGCACUGCAAUAGUCAGCGUUUCUCACUUGCCCCCGCCGGAAUCAUUGGCUGCGUUGGCUGCACCUGCGGAAGAGAAGAAGCGGGCGCCUGUCGGUGACGCGAUGCAUACAGCGUGUGAUGGGCUAAUCGCUGGAGUCGAGCUAAAGCAUGAUGUGCAAGCACUGGAACAAGGGGAGGACGAUGGACCGACACCGCCUGGGAGGAAGCCUGAACGGGGACAACUUCCUCUUGAUUCUGAUAGAAACACGGCAUGGCUUGCGAAUGAAGGUGCUUCGCAGAUUCGCCAUUCAACACUGGACAGCGCUGGAAAGCGACUGCAUGCCAAAACCGUCAGAACGACAAUCGACCUGCCGUGCGUCUCAAUCUCUUUCAUCUGCGGGUCACCGGCUUCUGCCGUUGAUCGAUGUUUGGGAGUAUACCGAAGCCCGCGAGAGUCCGCAAUAAGCGCACUGAGCCUUCCUUCGCAGCUGCAGCUAGACCUCCGAUCUCUUAACUUUAAUCUCACUAGUCGAUAUCUUUUUCCUUCCGGCCUGCUCACGGCAAGUCCACAAGGAGCUCAACGGCAUGCUCUCGUCGCCCGCCACGCUGGGGCCUUCUCUAUUCAGCAGGUUCAUCUCUUCAACUUCGAAUCUGAUUCUACGUCGUUCCCAGUUAUCCUCGGCCCCACUUCGCUCACGCUUUGCUCGGGUGCAGCGGCCUUCCCUGUGACCACUCAGCAAGCACGGCUGGGAGAGGACGCUUCAGGCCCCGCGUUCAGCUGUUUCCCUCAGAUCCCUGGAGCUCAGACGUUGGCAAUUGUAGGAAGGCCGAUACACAAGGAUGAAGAGGCCCGAGGUGGUCGGAAACGCCACGCUUCAACUGGGCCGGAAUUGCCCGAGCCUCCAACUUUCCGAAUUCAAGUAGCCGCGUCGUCUAGGCGGCAGCAGGGGUAUCCGGGAAUGUAUCCGUUCAUGGUUUACGUACAGCAGGCCAUCGACGAUCUCCGCGUAUGUUGUGCUCCUCUUACGGUUAACGUCGAUAUGCGCCGAAUCCUCUCAACGGCGAUCGACUUCUUGGAGAUGAUUCAGUCAACGGCUUCACCCCUUCUACUUCAGCUGCAGUCCCAGCCGUUCUACCCGUGCGCCUCAUAUCAGGGACUGCGACCCCGGAGAACACUGGAGACAGAAAUGGGCUUCGAAUGCGUCGAAAGAUGCUCUGGUCCUCCAUCCGCCCUUGCAGCCGAACUUUCGGCGUUGACGUGCCUAACAGGAUAUCAAGGUCUUUCAGCUGUCACGUUCAUCGACCCGCGUUCCCUUCUGAUGCCAAUUGCGAGGACUGCAUCCACGGAAGUCGCGACUGGAUGCUCUCGCAGACGGCCGCUUUCAGAGGGAACCGAGUUUCAAUCAUGGGGAUUACACGGUGUGGCAUUUCCAUAUGAGACGACCCGCCACGCGAUCGAAAUGAGAGACGCAGCACUGCGCUCAAAUUUGACGGCAUUCUCUUCCCUAUUCGGUACCUGCUUUCCUGCAUCCGCCGUCCCGACCUUCGGUCCCUCUUUUGCUCCGCCUGCACCGCCGUCGUCAGCUGUCGCGGAACUUGUUGUCAAUUCAAUCUCAAUCGCUCCAGUCGUGGUGAACCUGUCAUGUAUUUUCGAUGGGCUCUUGGAGCUGGGGACAGGGUUCCGGGGUAAGCGCCACGCGCAACUAUCGCACACAUUCGAUGGAGUUCAAGGCCAUGAAACAGCUGUGGAACACUGCGACGACGCCGGCGGGAAUCACGGACACCACAGACAGGUUGGAGGAGUUGCCUGGUCCUCCGCCAACCAAGAGAUGGGCAGAAGCGCCUGCCAUCUAGGAGACCCAACUAGCAGCACUCGGGACUCGCCGCUUACGAGCCGUUUGCUAUCGGUUCUCCUUCGAUCAAUGAAUGUGGAGAACGCCGUCGUCAAAAUCGGGCAGUUCUCGUCGGACUAUGCCCUUCUCCCUCUGCCCCUCGUCUUGUUUUUCCUUUCCCAACACGUUCAAACGCAACUCAAAACCGCAGCAGCUACUACAUUGCUAUCCACUGACGGUCUUUUGAAUCUAGCGUCCUGGCAAGACCGCUUAAAGGCGAUUGAGAGGUUCCUCAAUACAGCACUAGUCUCCAAAUCUGGCAGUGUCUGCAGUGACCAGGCGUCUGUGUCUCAUUCUGUACCGGGACAAGAGAUGGACGGUCAGGAUGGAGGUAUGAGCGUGAAGCGCUGGAAUGAAACAAGACGGAGACGUCAAUGGCCACAAGACCAUUCUGCCCGCGGCACCUCAUGGCUUUGGCCAAGCCGUUCCGCCAGCUUAGUUCAAGCUCAUUUUCUCCGAACACAGAGGAACAUACUCACCAGGGCAGAAGCUCUACGCGCGGCAGCUUCUGUCGUCCUCGAGGGUCUUGCGGAUACCAUCUCUCGCGCCGUUGGCCUGUACGGAGCCGUCGCGCUUUCAGCACUCCCCGAAUUACAACAGGCUGACGAGGAGCCUGGAGAAGCUCGUGGUGCCCCUACAUCGUCGUCAGUGAGGACUCUUCAGCUCAUGCGGCCAGACCCCCAGGCAGAUGGAUUUGCUGCAGAAGUGUGGCAGGUUCAACGCCUGCCUCCUGCGCUUUUGCUGGAAGGUCUAAUGCGGGGGUGGACUCGGCUUCUUGAAGACUGCGGCGAGGCACUCCAGGAUUUCUUCCGAUACCCUGUGGUAGCUGUUUCUUCUCGCGGUGCUGGAGGCCUCCCGUCGCGUCUCGUAACAGGGACUCUCUCCCUGCUGGUGAAACCGGUGGUAGGAGUCUGCGAAUUCGUUGCGCUUGCAGCGUCCGGACUGCACUACCAGCUGCGGCAACAGCGCCCAAUGAGGCAUAAUGCACAGCAGUUGUUGUUCCAGCAGUUGUCGUUGCUCAUGCGCGGCAGCCCUGUUAGUGGCGGAGUGGUUUCUUUGCCGUUCCUUGGUUCUCCGUAUAUCGAGCCUCGCUUCCUGCUCCAGCGGAAUCAUGUCCACAUGCAGUCCGUUUGUCGGUUCACCGACGUGUCUCCCCCUGUCGCUGCUGCCUCAGCUGCGCUAGGGUUUGCCACGUCAUCAUCGGCAGCAACUCUGCUUCCUCUUCCGCGCAUGCUCUACGGGCCCCAGCGUGUACUGCGACCGUAUGACCCUAGAGAUUCAUUCGUCCAGUUGAUUCUGCUUCACACUGGCAGGUUCCGGGGACUUGCGUACAUGGCUCAUGUUCGGGACCGGCGUCCAGCGGCGGCCGCUGCCGAGGUUGCUCACGCGGUGUCCAUUGCUGCCAGCCGUGCGCCGGAGACUCGUGCAGCUCUAUGGAAUGCGGUUUCGGCGACAAGUCCUGGCUGCACAGCUAUGAGUGUGGCUUCCACUGCAGGGCCAGGCAGAAGAGAGCGUGAAACGCGUGGGGUGCGCGGACGUCCUGUCGGAGGCCUGUUUACCCUUCUCAUCUUGGAUGAUUAUUGUUUUGUUGUGGUAGGGUGGCCGCUCGUCGUCUUACUGCGUUUUAAGGUGAAACGCAUCAGUAGUGUGCGCUGCACCAAAAUUCGCUCGGGAGCAGUGAGGCGGGAUGGUGACGAGCAAUUAUCUCGCUGUGGCAAUAGGAAAUCUCGUAGGAUUCACGUGGGCGAGAGUGGAGAGCCUGUCGUCCGUUCACGGGCUCGAGGUGACCGAAAACACGGUCGCGCAGACGAGAAGACGAGCUCCGCUUCGAAGGCUUCAGCGAAAAACUUGGUCGGAACACAGGAGACUAAUCCCGAGGCGUCGGCUCGUACCACUUCCCGAAGGCCACUGAACUCAGAGCCUGGGAGCACGUGCCGCCUCGUGCUCUGCGUAGGAAUGGAUCGUGAGCUUGAUGAGCAGGUGAAUCGCUGCAAUGCUGCAGUCGCUGCGGCCUCCGCUCUCGUCACUUCUGCGGUGUGUGGAGAUGCGAGCGGCGCAAGGGAGGGGUUCACAGGUGGGGCGUUUUCGGGAGUUGGCGCUGCGACUCUCGGGCGAUUGUGGCAAGGUCUCGGAUUCCGUCACGUCACUCUAGGCGACGAUGAAACAGACGAGAGAGAACACGCCGAACAUCAGCCUGCACCCACGCAUCGUCUUUUCUGGGUUGUCGACGUUUCGCAACCGACCUCCCCAGCCGGUGCGGAUACGAACUUACGGACAUCGAGAAUGAGGACAAAUGCCGGUGAGACACCUGCGUCAAACUCGGGUCCCCCAGUUGGUUUGUCUCGUGGAAGAUCGACUAUGGAGUCCGACUCGCAUGUAGUGCAAGACAAGCCGAAAGACAACGGGUCUGCGGCACUUCCCCGGGAAGCACUCAAUGAAGCAGCACUUUCCGAACGGCGUGGGCGCCGGCGCAGUUCCGCAUCUUCGUCGGCUGCGGGAAUUCGCGAAGGCGUUGAAAACAAUCACGUGGGCGUGCAGAGCUGCGGUAUCGAGCAUCCAGGGGUGGAGGCGGAGGAUGGGAAAAGCUCGAGGUGGAUGGUUCUACAACUCAACUGUGUCGAUGAGGACAAAGCCAUUGAGUUCAAAAAGGAAAUUGUCCGCAUGAAUUGCCAAACGUGCUGA
This is a messenger RNA of Besnoitia besnoiti, 34572 nucleotides long. RefSeq lists its product as uncharacterized. The record is from RefSeq and is a predicted model, not a curated record. The coding region runs from base 1 to 34572 and encodes 11523 amino acids. NCBI's taxonomy places the organism in Eukaryota, Apicomplexa, Conoidasida, Eucoccidiorida, Sarcocystidae. The transcript has 23 exons.